Molecule: messenger RNA, 1666 nt
Organism: Bactrocera latifrons
Lineage: Eukaryota; Metazoa; Arthropoda; Insecta; Diptera; Tephritidae
Gene: Coq6
Product: ubiquinone biosynthesis monooxygenase COQ6, mitochondrial
Exons: 2
Coding region: 125-1555 (476 amino acids)
Biological process (GO): ubiquinone biosynthetic process
Cellular component (GO): mitochondrion
Molecular function (GO): oxidoreductase activity, acting on paired donors, with incorporation or reduction of molecular oxygen, NAD(P)H as one donor, and incorporation of one atom of oxygen; 2-octaprenyl-6-methoxyphenol hydroxylase activity; FAD binding
Source: RefSeq, a predicted model, not a curated record
UUCACAUCAGCUGUUUCACAGAAUUUGGAAAUCAAAGCAUUCAAACAAAUCAAAAGCAAACCGAAAAGAGAAAGAAAAUAAUCAAAGUGCCGCAUAAUUUUGGAAAGUCGGCAUUAUCAAAACAAUGUCUGCUUUAAUAAAACCAUCGGGCACACGUAAUUUGCGUCUGCUUUUCAAGCAGCUUCAUGCUGUGCGUGCAAUUUGCGUUAGUUCGAAGUGCUACACGGAUGACCAUGCACAAAAACCGAAAUCCUCUGCAGAACAUUAUGACAUCAUAAUUGGUGGUGGUGGACUCGUCGGCACAGCACUCGCAGUUGCUUUGGGCAAAAAUAAAGUUUUAAAUGACAAACGGAUAUUAUUGCUUGAGGGCGCACCGCCUUUCAGAGGCUUCAAUGUCGAAGCGCAAUAUGGCAACCGUGUCUCCGCUAUAAAUAAUAAUAGUGURGAACUAUUCCAAUCUAUCGGCGCUUGGGAUUACAUGGAAGAACGUAGAGUAAAACAUGUUAAACAGAUGCAAGUGUGGGAUGCAUGUAGUGAUGCCUUAAUCAAAUUUCAAGAUGAACAUUUCGCCGCUGAUGUUGCUUGCAUUAUUGAAAAUGACUUGAUGUUGGAUGCUCUGUAUGCACAAUUGGCCGAUAACACAAAUACGCAAAAUGUGGAGGUGCGUAACAAUUCGCGCAUUGAAGGCGUACAACUUUCAGUAGACACUGGCGAUAAAUACUCGCAAGUGCACCUUAAAGAUGGCAAAACAUUAACAUGUGAACUACUGAUAGGCGCUGAUGGCGCCAAUUCAUUGGUGCGUAAACAAAUGAAUAUCGAUGUAUUUAGUUUGGAGUAUCAACGUCGUGGAGUGGUAGCCACCGUGCAAUUAGAAGACCCUUGUGAUAAUACGGUGGCCUGGCAACGUUUCUUACCAACCGGCCCGGUAGCUUUACUACCAUUAAGCGACACACUCAGUUCGGUGGUGUGGAGUACAACUAUUCCACAUGCUAAACAUCUGUUGGAAUUGUCUGAGGCUGAUUUCACUAAAGCAUUAAAUGAGGCUUUUUUCAAGGAAUACCCCAAGAAUGGAGUUGUUGUCAAUGCAAUGAAUACAUUAAAUUCGAUUAUUGGACGUAAUCCCGAUAUGCUGAGGCAAUAUCCGCCUGCCGUAAAUGGUGUUAUAGAGAAAUCACGUGCAUCAUUUCCUUUAGGCUUUUUACAUGCCUCAUCAUAUGUAUGCACCGGUGCAGCUUUGAUUGGAGACGCUGCUCAUCGGGUACAUCCACUCGCAGGUCAAGGUGUGAAUUUAGGGUUCAGUGAUGUGCGUGAACUUGUUAAAGUGCUUUCUGAGGCGGCGUACGCUGGUGCAAAACUCAGUGACAAUCAUUACCUUAUUAAAUACGAGCAACGUAGCUUGUCUAAGAACGUGCCUAUAAUGGUGGGUGUGCACGGUUUGCAUACACUCUACUCGACCACAUUCACACCGGUGGUUUUGCUGCGCAGCUUAGGUUUACAGCUCACAGACACUAUUUCGCCUAUAAAAAAUUUGUUUAUGAAACGUGCUAUCGGCUAAACACUUUAUCGCUUUACCAAUGAUAUAUCAAUUUUUGUAUUUUAGAUAUUUAGAAAUGUUCUGCUACUUUGGUUAUAAAUAAAACACGAAAUUAAUAAGAUUUGUGGAAAA